Molecule: messenger RNA, 1104 nt
Organism: Adineta ricciae
Lineage: Eukaryota; Metazoa; Rotifera; Eurotatoria; Adinetida; Adinetidae
Source: the annotation of a GenBank genome assembly
AUGUCGAAACAAGCGUUUGAAGAUGCGAAUGAAGCCUUUGUCGAUGACAAAUAUGAACAAGCAUACGAACUGUACACGAAAGCUUUCGAAAGUGAUGAGAAGACCGACAAUCAGUUUACGUCGAAAGUCCUAGCAGCACGUGCACAAUGCGCGUUGAAAUUAAGAAAAUACGCUGAUGCAUUAAGUGACAGUAACAAUGCAAUUCAGUUAGACGAAACAAAUGUGAAAGCAUACCUUCGAAAAGGCACAGCGUUGUACAAUCAGGAUUCUAAGGAUGAAGCAUUGAAAGCAUUUGCUCGUGGACUGGAAAUCGAUGGUAUUGUUGAGAAAAAUUUGUGUGAACUAUCUCGAGAAUUUACGAUAUUUUUAGCUACUAAUGAUCAACUGAAAACCUGGAAAGAAAAAUGCGAGAAAGAUCUCGAAGAGAAAAAAUCAACAGCAACUGAAGAAAAAGACAAACCAGCAGCAGCAGCAGCGCCGAUUCCACCAGCAAAGAUCAAACAUUCAUUUUACCAAUCAGAUAGUACUGUAAACAUACAAAUACCGAUAAAAGGUUUGAAGAAAGAUCAAGUGCAAGUGCAAACAACAGAUACCACUUUAAGUGUUAGUACAAAAGUUCCCGCGACUGGUAAUGACUAUUCUCUGGAAAUAGAUCUUGCAUACCCUAUUGAUUCAUCACGUACGAGUUUUAAUGUCACUGGAUCGAAUAUUGAAAUCAAAUUAUUGAAAAAACAAGCUCUUCAAUGGUCAUCACUGGAUGCUCAGUCAUCUGCAAAUAAAAAUCAACCUCCAGUCCCGAUGAGUGGAGUAGCAACGGUAAAAGCUCCAACUUACCCAUCAUCAAGUCAACGAGCUAAAGAUUGGAACAAGGUCGAAGCAAGUAUCAAACAAGAUGAAAAAGAUAACAAAGAAGAUAUGGGUGAUGCUAAUUCUAUCUUUCAACAACUUUACCGAGACAGUGAUGAGAAUACACGUCGAGCAAUGAAUAAAUCCAUGUAUGAAUCGGGUGGUACCUGUUUAAACAUGAAUUGGGAAGAAGUAUCCAAGGGCAAAAUCUCCUGUGAACCACCUGAUGGAAUGGAAUGGAAAAAAUAUGAUUCUUAA